Messenger RNA from Syngnathus typhle (broad-nosed pipefish), 2777 nucleotides. RefSeq names its product protein eva-1 homolog C (gene eva1aa). The record is from RefSeq and is a predicted model, not a curated record. The transcript is spliced from 8 exons. Lineage: Eukaryota; Metazoa; Chordata; Actinopteri; Syngnathiformes; Syngnathidae. Bases 155 to 1714 code for a protein of 519 amino acids. Gene Ontology annotation, molecular function: carbohydrate binding.
CCUCCAGGUGGGCUGCCGCCACCACCAACACCACACUGAGUUCAAAGAAGGCAAGAAAAAAAAAAAGCGUGCAGCUGCAGCCCGGAGGAGAAAAAACUCGGAAGAGCCUCCAUCCCCGUCUCCCCAGCGUGCUUGACGGGACGUUGGACGUCUCAUGUGCGCCACUUGGAACCUUCUCGCCCGCGCUGCUACUGCUUGCUCCUUCUUCUUCCGAUGUGGACUUUCUGGUUCCAAGCGGGAUCUCACAUGCACCUUUGAGACUUCAAGGAUGUUCCACCUCGAUGGGACUCUGUCAGCCGUCACUUCUGCGCUCGUGUUGGGAAUAACUUGUCUGGCCGUCGUCUGCGAUCUCUCCAAGGGCUCCUCAGACUUCUCGGGCUACUUGUCCAAAGUGUUGAAGAACUACUCAGAGCAGGCCUGUGACGGAGAGCUGCUGUCCGUUCGCUGCCCGCCUCGCACCACCGUCACCGUCCAAUCGGCUUUUUACGGAAGGAAAGGCCGCGCUGAUCUCCAUCGCUGCCCUCAGAACUACCAGGCCCUCCUCGGUUAUUAUGACGCUGGGGGGGAUGACGACUGCUCCGUGUCGACUGCACUGCAGAAAAUGCUGGACGAGUGCCAAGACAGAAGGAGCUGUCAAGUUCUUGUCAACAGCCGUGUGUUUGGGGCCGACCCGUGUCCUGGCAGCAGCAAAUACCUCUCAGUGAGCUACAAGUGUAGACCCAAUGAAUAUAAGAGCAAAGUGGUGUGCGAGGAGGACAGGAUGAGGCUGAGCUGCAAACGGGGAAUGCAAAUCGCCGUCUACUCGGCCAUGUUUGGUCGCACCCAGCGGGGCACGCUCGAGUGUCCUCCGCACCACAGAGGAGCGCCAUCAGUAGAUUGCCAGUCGUCCAUCGCCCUGGAGGUCGUGACCUCCCGCUGUCAGGCCAGAAAGAGCUGCUCGGUUCGAGCCUCAUCCAGGGAAUUUGGGGAUCCCUGCUACUCUGGCACCAGGAAGUACCUUAAUGUCAUCUACACUUGUGUCCCAAAGAAGUUACUCCAGGAAGAGAACUCCAGAACACCAGCCCACUCACCCCCAUCCAGUGCCCAUGACCCCAACAUAGUGGGAGACGGCCCUCCCCAGGGGAGCUCGGUCAAGCGCCCCAACGCUGUUCCAGACCGGAAGCGUAUCAGAGAGACCAGCAGCGACCACGAAAGGUAUCCAGAGGUGGAAAGAGAAGUGGACGAGACUCCGUUGAAGCCCCCGGAGAUUAAUCCCAUUUUCAACUCCACCUCCAGCCCCGGCAUGGCCCUCAUUAGCAACGCACUGGCGGCCUACACAUACGUCUCAAACCACCCAGAGAGGGCGGCUCUCUUCUUUGUUUGUGGCGUCUGUCUGGGCCUCUUCCUCACCCUAUUCGCGCUGGUGGUCCAGAUCUCCUGUCGCACCGACUGCCAACCACGCCACCGGCAACCCGCCGCCAAGAAACGCGCCCGCCCCCCAGCCGACUCGUCCUCGGACUCCAGCGAGUCCGACUCGGACUGGGACGCCAACUCGGAUCUAUCGGCGAGAAGGCACCGGCGCUUCGAGCGAACGCUCAACAUGAACGUGUUCACGUCGGCCGAGGAACUGGAGCGAGCGCAGAGGUUAGAGGAGAGGGAGCGAAUCAUCAGGGAGAUCUGGAUGAACGGGCAGCCAGAUGUCCCCGGAACGCGGAGUCUCAAUCGGUAUUACUGACAAACGCUUUUGGGGCGGAAAGCUUACUUGAACAAGACUUAGGAUGGCUCGCGCCUGUCAAUCAAGCACGGGGAUACCUUCAAAAUAGUUGGCCUUCUUUUUGGGGGAGUUUUCGCCCAUCUCUUGUGGGACGCUGGCUUCCUCGGACCUCUUGGAGGUGAUUAAAAGCGGUGAGCGAGGCACCAGGCAGCUGCAACGCUUGGAUUUUUAGCUAGCAAGAAGUGUACAGGACAAUCUUAUUUUUUUUUUUUCCACAGAGGAUGCUACCUUUUUACAAAACCAAAAGAUAUUAUCUUUUUUUUUUCCUCACCCCGCAACCCUUAUGAAAUAUAUUUUAUAAUAUUUAAUAGCUUAUUGAUUUUUGUGUAUUUUUGUCCUCACGUAUGGUUUAUCAUGAGAUAUUUUUUUAUACUUGGUAAAGGUCCGGCGUCUCAGGGAUACAAUCCUACAAGUGUCUGUUUGGUUUUGCCUUCUAAGAGGGGGGUAGGGGGUCAACCCCCCUUUUUUUUUUUUUUUAAACCAUGUACGUCGGCGUUUGAAGAGAGAAAAUAUCAUAGAGAGCCUCAAAGAGGUUUUUAGUGAUUUCCCCUUAUAUUUUGAUACGGAAUGUGAAACUCACAGUGCAGUGCCUUUUCAAUCUACGGUCUCUCGCAGAUCUGCUGAUUAGAAAUACCAAAUCAUUGAGUGUAUUUCCUUUUGGUUGUUUUUAGUUGCUUUUGAAACACAUUGAACAGGACUCAUAUCUGGAAGCAUCAGUCACUGCGAGCUAAGAUUUCAAAUCACAUCGCCCGUAUUAAUAUAAGCUAUUUACAAUCCAGUUCUGUUUGUGCUUCUCUGGAUUUGAGUGUAGAAAUGACAAUAUUUUCUUUAAUAAUGUUCUACUUGAGGUGAGUAACGGAUAGUACGCAGGACAUUUUAGGGUCACCCACAUUGGGACAGCCUGUCUAAGCUGUAUCAUUUUUGGAGAAUUUUUUUUUUUUCGUUUGGAUAUGAACGCGGAGAUAGCUGACAAACACGAGACCAAGAGAUGAUCCCUGUGUUCGGAAUAAAUUGUUGAAAAAUA